Messenger RNA from Closterium sp. NIES-67, 1914 nucleotides. The record is from the annotation of a GenBank genome assembly. NCBI's taxonomy places the organism in Eukaryota, Viridiplantae, Streptophyta, Zygnematophyceae, Desmidiales, Closteriaceae.
AGGGUACAGUACUAGGCUCACCUUGGUCACGACCAAUUCGGUUAGGCCAGGUCAUGCUGCCUCUGACUACACCACAUCUGUCCAUCCUCACCCUUGAGAGAGCUUUCUGCUGGCGCGAUAUUGGACCACAAACCUGCAGCAGUUCACCCAAGCAGCAAAUCCCCCCGGUCCUUGCUUCUGACGUGUGUGGUGCGGCGGAUACGGCGCUGGAGACGCUUCCUCCCGCAUUGCAGCUGAACGAGCCAGAGGCAAGGGGAUUCGUCGUGCUGACACGGAAUCCGCCCGCCAUCACGCCGGAUCCGACGCUGACGUGGCAUACCUGCGCGCCCGGCAAGGGGAUUCGCCGUGCUGAUGGGGAAUCCGCCCGCCAUCGCGCCGGAUCUGAGGCUGAUGUGGCGGAUCUGCACGCCAGGCAAGGGGAUUCGCCGCGCUGACGGGGAAUCUGCCCGCCCUGACGUCGGAUCCAGCGCUGAUGUGGCGGACCUGCGCGCCAAGGAAGGGAACACGCCGUGCUGAAGGCGAAUCCGCACGACUGGCGCAUGGGGCAGAAGGGUACAUGGAAAAGGGAACCCUGAAACCGCAUUCAUCUCUUCCCCCUAUUCUGGGAGCACCCAAAAUCCCAGUUUCCCCCAAAUCCCAGCGGCACAAGGGUAUCUAUGUUACGCUCAAACCCCACCUGCGCCCCAUUAAUAUGUUACCCACAUAUCCUCAUUUUGUGCAAAACUCAGCAGCACUCUAUUUUCCCAUUUUCCCCAAAUCACAGGGGAGGUUUAAACGCAUCCCUGGUUUCCCCCCAAUCCUUGUUAUGUACCGGAUCCCUGUUCUUCCCAUGUAAAGCAUCACCCCUCAUCACUGCUUUUACCGCCUUUAAGGAGAAACCCAUUUGCAAGUUUCCACACAUCUGUAUAUCGCCCAUAUCCCUGCAGCUCAACCUUUUCUUUAGUUUCCCUACUCCAAGAGUUUUACCAUCCUUGUUCUCUUAAUAUUGCUGCAGUGCCCCAUUUCCUUGUUUCACUCACACCCCUGCUUUCCCCAUAACCCAGUAGCACCUUGUCUUCCUUUCUUCCGCUUUGCUCUGUUUAUACCGCAUCCCUCUUUCUCCUCAUAUCCCAGCAGCUCCACAUCUCCAGCGUCCCCCCGUGACUCCCUCUUCCUCAUACCCCAGCAGCUCCACAUCUCAAGUGUGGUCCCGUGACUCCCUCUUCCUCGACGAGAGUCAAGAGUCCAUGGACUUCUACGCAUGCCAAUUCUGCAAUAAGCGCUUUCGCGGCCCUGCCGAAGUGUCGAACCAUGAGCGGUCGCAUCGGAAUGACGCUUUUCCAGAGCCCCAUCCGCGGGACAUCCUCGUCCAGCAGUAUGAGGGGGUGUUGUGGGACCCACCAACAGCGGAGAACUCAGCUGCUGCGACGCUGAAGCUCCGGAGCUGCAGGAGGAAGACCUUGAAGGGGAGGAUAUUGGAGGAGAGGAGGGCCUGGUAGGGGAGAAAGGAUUAGCAGACCAACAGGCCAUAGAGGAGGAUGAGUUCGUGCCUGCAGCUGCUUAUUUCGCAGAAGAGGACGACGAGGUGUCUAGUUUGACACUCGCUUCGAGACUUCUAGGUUCCUAACACAGUGCAAUCGUGGCGUAGGAUUGUGCGGGCCCGACGUGGAUGCUUUCCUUCGUCUUGUAAACCAUCCCGGCUUUGUUAAGUAUGAUUUGGGAGACUGGAAAAGGAAAGGGGCUGUCGAGAAGUACAUGCGGAGGAGGAAUUGGGCGUUGAGAAAGUUAAGUUCAAGACCACGCAGGUCCAAGUGACAGGGUGGCCUAAGUCAUUCGCCGUCAAGUACCUGGACUGGGUAGAGGUAAUUUCUGGCAUGCUCUACAAUGGUGUGUAGGCAUUGUCUUUCGUUAAAUGGACCUAUACUUGGAUGCACA